Molecule: messenger RNA, 387 nt
Organism: Diabrotica balteata
Lineage: Eukaryota; Metazoa; Arthropoda; Insecta; Coleoptera; Chrysomelidae
Source: the annotation of a GenBank genome assembly
AUGCAGAAAUUUGUAAUCUUCGUCUUCUUCGCAACCGUUGGCUUCUGUGCUGCUGCGUAUACGCAUAAAUACUCCUACAUCAAUCUGCACGAUGUUCUACAUAACACAAGAUUAUUGAAAAGAUAUAUAGACUGUUUGUUAGAUGUACCAUUCACCUGCACCAAAGAUGGAAAUUACUUACGAGAGGUCCUUCCUGGUGCAUUUAAAGAGAACUGCAAAGAAUGUGAUGCAACUCAAAAAGAAAAUGCGCUUAAAGUUAUAGCUUACCUUAUCAAACAUCAUCAGGAUUGGUGGAAGUUAGUCGACAAGAAAUAUAACGCCGAUCGAAGUGUAUUUGUGACAAGCAAUAUGGGAAAAAUAAAAUACUAUCAAGUACAUGAAAUUUAA